GGAGGCUCCUGCAGCGGUGGCCGCUCGGGUGGUCUGGGUCUCUCGUAAACUCCUCGAGUCCGACCCUUUCAGCAUUCGGCUCCCGCGCCGGGUCACCUCUUGGCGCCAUGACCACCACCACCACCUUCUCGGGUGUCGACCCCAACAGCAGAAACAGCUCCCGGGUUUUGCGGCCUCCAGGUGGUGGAUCCAACUUUUCAUUAGGCUUUGAUGAACCAACAGAGCAACCUGUGAGGAAAAAUAAGAUGGCCUCUAACAUCUUUGGGACACCUGAAGAAAACUCCCCUUCUUGGGCCAAGUCAGCAGGUGCCAAGUCUAGUGGUGGCAGAGAAGAUUUAGAGUCAUCUGGCUCCCAGAGAAGGAACUCUUCUGAAGCAAACUCUGGAGACUUCUUAGAUCUGAAGGGAGAAGGAGACAUUCAUGAAAAUGUGGACACAGACUUGCAAGCCAGCCUGGGGCACAGUGAAGAGAAGCCUGUGCCCGUUGCCCCCGUGCCCAGCCCGGUGGCCCCUGCCCCGGUGCCAUCCAGAAGAAAUCCCCCUGGGGGCAAGUCCAGCCUCGUCUUGGGUUAACUGAGACUGUCCUUCCUGAACUCUGUCGUUUUGUUUGUUUGUUUUCUCCAUGCUUGUGAACUGCACAACUUGAGCCUGACUGUACAUCUUUUGGAUUUGUUUCAUUAAAAAAGAAGCACUUUAUGUACUGCUGGUUUUUUUUCCCCCUUUCUCUUUUUUAAGAACAAGUUUCUCUUUAUCUGUCCUGGCUCCUCUGGGUCUGUGGACCAUGGCAUGGGUGUUUUCUAGUAGUAGAUUGGAGGGAAAGCUUUGUGACACUUAGUACCGUGUUUUUAAAAGCAAAUAAUUGGGUUCCAAAUGUGUUAGAGGAUCUUUUGUACUGAGGUUUUUAAUACUUUACUUGGGUUUACCAAGCCUUGAUUGGACAGACCAUAAGUAGUCCACAGGCGCUGUUCCUGCCAGGCCCCAACACACAGAUUGUGUUUACGCAGAGCCUUCCCCUGGUGGUACCCUAACUUACUGGUGCCCUUUGCUAAAAGCAUCUCACUGUGCCAUAUGGAACAUUAAAGAGGCCUGUACCUCAUGCCUUGCUGCCUGCAAAGCAAAGAAACUGCCUUUUAUUUUGUAACUUAAGAAGUGGCCAGAUACUAACAUGACCAGCUGGCUGAUAAGCACAGCCUGCUGCCCUCACGCAGAGGAAGGCUCUGACAGUCAAUCCAUCUGACUGGAAUUAAAAGUGGUGAAGCAAGCAAGGGAGGCCAUCACACUGCAAUGGGUCUUCAUCCAGGAACGGACCUCACGGGGCAUUGUUAUUAAAUAACUUGAUGCUGUGUGCAUGACGCUGGUGCUUGACCAUGAAAUGAAAGCCUCAUCCUUAAAAUGUGUGUUGUACUUUGCAAUCCUGGACGGUUGCUUCAAGUAAAUGGUGUCUACGUUUU
Otolemur garnettii (small-eared galago) is the source of this 1450-nucleotide messenger RNA. It is a transcript of the gene JPT1, whose product is annotated as Jupiter microtubule associated homolog 1. The record is from RefSeq and is a predicted model, not a curated record. The transcript is spliced from 5 exons. Lineage: Eukaryota; Metazoa; Chordata; Mammalia; Primates; Galagidae. Gene Ontology annotation, cellular component: nucleus. The coding region runs from base 108 to 572 and encodes 154 amino acids.